CACUACAAUGUAUAAUCGUAUUGGACCUGGACUCACAUUUUGACAGUAUGAGAACACCGUUGUAACAAACUUUCUCUGUGUUUUAUGUAUUUUCAAGACAGCUUGUAACAUUUUAUAAUUCUACCUUUCUCAACACACCCAGGUGAAGAACCUGCGCUCAAUGGUUUCCCGCGCUGCCAUGAUUACGCUGGCCCACCUGCACGCUCACCUAGGGCGAGGCAUGGACACGGAGGCCGAGGGCACAGCCCAGACACUGCUGCCGAAAGCUGGAGAGGCCAGCGGCUUCAUCAGGGAGGACAUGGAGCUGGCACUGGGGUACAUGGUGCUCAAUGUCACCCCCUCUCGCAGCAUGAACGCCCUCAUCAACACAGGACUCAGACAUCGUAAUGCAGCCGUGAGGAAGACCACUGCACAGUUCCUGGAGAGACUGGCAGAGGUCAUGGGGGCAUCCCGUGUCCUGUCAGGGAAAAAGGACCUGACUGACCGCUUCAUUCACUCCAUCAGCUGCCUGGCCCUCGACAGUGCACAGGAAGUCAGGACCCAUGCCCGUAACACGCUGGCAUUUUUGGCUUCCCAUCCUGACCUUAUCAAGAUGGUGGACAGAUUCGCCCCUCAGAGAGAUCAAGGCACCGUCAGGGACAUCAUCAACAAAUGCCAAAAAAAAAUAUCCAUUGAAGUGAACAUCCAAGGUGGAAGAAUGAAAUAAUUAAUACCGGUCUACACAACCCUGAACAUUUUGAAAAAUGUGCUUUUCAAUCACCUUGUUGUGAUCAAAAAAAUGAGAAUGCGUCUUAAGCAAUACACCAUCCCUACAUAGUCGCCGAUCCAAAUUAAGAAGGAAUUCUGGCAUCAACAAAGGAUCAUCUAGACUAGCAGAAGCCCACCAGCAGACUACCAGCAAGACUAAGCUCCUUCUCCCAUUCCAGUCUGCUCUCAUUCACUCUCAAGCAGCUCUACAGCCCCCAACCAGCUGCAGCAUUCAAACAUCCAUUUUUACAGAAUUUGUAUAUUGUUUCCCCCCCCACAUCUUUCAGUUUCUUUUUUCUGAAACAAGUAGAAAAUAAAGGGGCAAAAGAUCA
Alosa alosa (allis shad) is the source of this 1079-nucleotide messenger RNA. RefSeq names its product TOG array regulator of axonemal microtubules protein 1-like. The record is from RefSeq and is a predicted model, not a curated record. The transcript has 4 exons. Gene Ontology annotation, biological process: microtubule cytoskeleton organization. The coding region runs from base 161 to 706 and encodes 181 amino acids. Gene Ontology annotation, cellular component: cytoplasmic microtubule; cilium. NCBI's taxonomy places the organism in Eukaryota, Metazoa, Chordata, Actinopteri, Clupeiformes, Clupeidae. Gene Ontology annotation, molecular function: microtubule binding.